Messenger RNA from Schizosaccharomyces japonicus yFS275, 1185 nucleotides. RefSeq names its product autophagy associated protein kinase activator Atg17. Gene Ontology annotation, cellular component: phagophore assembly site; phagophore assembly site membrane; cytoplasm. NCBI's taxonomy places the organism in Eukaryota, Fungi, Ascomycota, Schizosaccharomycetes, Schizosaccharomycetales, Schizosaccharomycetaceae. Bases 1 to 1185 code for a protein of 394 amino acids. The transcript has a single exon. Gene Ontology annotation, biological process: mitophagy; autophagy; macroautophagy. The record is from RefSeq and is a predicted model, not a curated record.
AUGGAUCAGCUGUCAGAAUGGGCGAUUCAGGCCAAGAACGCGUUAUCGCAGGCACAACAGUACUGUGAAGCCGCGCACAGAAUUGACGAGGAAGCAAUGAACAUGCUACAGCACUAUCAGAAACAGCAUGAGCGUCUAAAAGAGCUUUCAAAGUUGACAGCUUCCCAAUGUUCGCGAUUGGACGCCUCCACGGCACUUAUCCAACAAUUGCUCAGUUUGGUUCAGAAACAUCCUACAUUCAACCAGCUAAGUCAGUUGCACGAACAAUUGGAGGCUGCGCUAAAACGGUUACGUGAGACAUCUGUUGAUCUAGCCUUUGGCUGCAAUCAUGACAAUCUGUACGCGUUUGUUGACGACACUGCUCUAGAGGACUUAAAGACACGUCUGCGUUGCGUUACCGACAGCGUUUGGAAUGCCUAUGAACGUUUAGUGGGCUUACUGGACGAAGGCCUUUGCUCUCAGUACCGUACACGCCUACUUAACACUAACUUGGAGUUUGCGGUUCCUACUAACAAUUCCGUAGCCGAGGAACUAGCCGAUUUGCUCUUUCAAGUAGCUCAACAUUAUGAACAGUGCACGAAGGCGGUUGAAAUUUAUUCGACGUUGGAUGAAGCAGCUUCCCGUGAACUUGUUGAAGUCUUACGUGAGGAUAGUGAACACCUUCCUGUGGUCCUCGCCCAACUCAAAUCUGGUCUAGAUAGCACUCGGGCAUUUCAACAGUCUGUGAACGAUUAUAGCUCGAAUAUUCAGGCUGCAUCUGUUCAAUUAGAACCAUUGGCUGAAGAACUGAAUAAAAACGAGCUUACGAACCAACGCCAUGAGGCUGCCCAUGAACUAAUUAAAGCACAAACCGGGAUCGAAAUUCCCCAGCUUGCACAGGAGCUAAUCCAGUUGCGCAACCAUUACACCCAGUUCGCCAAGACUUACAACUCAUUGUUGGAUGAGGUCCGAAGGCGUAGAGCAUAUGAAACACGGAUGCGCGGUCUUGUGCGGGACUUUGUCACGAAACUGGAAAAGGAACAAAGCGGCGAGUCUGAGGCUCGUGUUGCUUUCCUUAAUCGUCAUGGCGAUUUUCUGCCUCAAACUCUUUGGCCCGCUGUUACAGAUCCUCCUCUCCAUUUUGAGAUUACCGAACAUCAAUAUUCGGAAUUGCCUGAUAUUGAAGAUCGGUCUACAAAACACUAA